Branchiostoma belcheri (Belcher's lancelet) is the source of this 414-nucleotide messenger RNA. Its product is annotated as cysteine-rich motor neuron 1 protein-like. The transcript is spliced from 4 exons. NCBI's taxonomy places the organism in Eukaryota, Metazoa, Chordata, Leptocardii, Amphioxiformes, Branchiostomatidae. The coding region runs from base 1 to 414 and encodes 137 amino acids. The record is from RefSeq and is a predicted model, not a curated record.
AUGCACGCGCACACCGGUCACGUGUGCCAUGAGGUGUUCUGCAUGAUGGAGUGCCCGGGAGAUCUGUACGCUUCGGACGAGAACGGCUGUCAGACAUGCGGCUGCGCAUGCCCACAACUCAAGUGCCUGCCCUGCCCUAAUCAGAUGUACGCGAAGGACCAGUACGGGUGCGACACCUGCCACUGUGAGUGCAGCGAGCUCAACUGUAACGACGCCUGUCCCGGCGGCAUGUACGCGAAGGACCAGUACGGGUGCGACACCUGCCACUGUGAGUGCAGCGAGCUCAACUGUAACGACGCCUGUCCCGGCGGCGUGUAUGCCAAGGACGAGUUCGGCUGUGACAUCUCAUCUGCUAAACUAGCGACGACCUUGCAGCGUCUGCAACAAGCUUGCAAGGUCAUGGGAAGGUCCUGA